CUCUUAGGGUCAAACCAGCAAACAAACCAUAAACCAAAUCUCAACCUAAGCCAGGCGAAAAUGUCGAAGAUCAGCGUCGUUGUACUUGUGGCCGUGUCCGUGGCGGUGCUCCUCGGAGCACAGGCUCGUCCCUCCGAUUCCCCGGAUGCCCAUGCCGAGAUCCGGAGCUUCGUGAACGAGCUGAAGCAGGAGGAUGGGAGCUACAACUACCAGUUCGAGACGUCCAACGGGAUUGCGCAGCAGGAGCAGGGAGUGGGUGGCUACUAUGCCAGCGGCUCAUCGCAGUACUACACCCCCGAGGGUCAGCUCAUCCAGCUGACCUACACGGCGGAUGAGAACGGAUUCCAGCCGCAGGGCGAGCACCUGCCCACACCCCACCCCAUUCCGGAGGCCAUCCUGAAGUCGCUGGAGUACAACCGCAACCACCCGGAGGAGGAAGAGGAGUACAGUCACGGCCAUGGACAUGGACAUGGACAUGGUCAGGAGCCGGAGCAGGGUAACCAGUACCUCCAGCCAGCUGCUGCCCCAGUGGUGUCCGUGGGCCAGGUCAUGCCCUACGACAGGAAGGUGUAGGUCACCACACCAGCCCUGGGAUCCAUAGCAAUAGCAAUAGCAAUAGCAUACGCAUCCGCAUCCAUCUUGUCCAGACUGCCUCGUGUUCGGAUGUGGAGGGGUCAUGUCUGUUUGCCUAGUGAAAGCAGCCAACAUCCCGACAUCUGAACAGCCAGUGCCCAUCAAACGGCAGAAAGAACAUCGGGGGGCGGUGGCACACCCACACCCACUCACACUGUAUAUAUAUAGAUAGACGCUCAUACAUUUACAUCAACAUGCUCCCGGGCUGGUCGGAGGUCCUUCGUCCUGUCCUCUGACCCGUCUCCUCUGCGUCCCCGUGAACGGCUCGACUGACGUUGACAUUUAUUGCCAGAGAUAAUAAUAAUGUAAUAAAAGAAAAAUACAAUUUAA
Messenger RNA from Drosophila rhopaloa, 963 nucleotides. RefSeq names its product pupal cuticle protein Edg-78E (gene Cpr65Eb). Bases 61 to 573 code for a protein of 170 amino acids. Gene Ontology annotation, cellular component: chitin-based extracellular matrix. Gene Ontology annotation, molecular function: structural constituent of chitin-based larval cuticle. NCBI's taxonomy places the organism in Eukaryota, Metazoa, Arthropoda, Insecta, Diptera, Drosophilidae. The transcript has 2 exons. The record is from RefSeq and is a predicted model, not a curated record.